Molecule: messenger RNA, 508 nt
Organism: Zeugodacus cucurbitae (melon fly)
Lineage: Eukaryota; Metazoa; Arthropoda; Insecta; Diptera; Tephritidae
Product: sapecin-like
Exons: 1
Coding region: 114-395 (93 amino acids)
Biological process (GO): humoral immune response; defense response to bacterium
Source: RefSeq, a predicted model, not a curated record
GCAAUCGAAUUGAGCAUCAAACUACCUGUGGUGUCUACAGCAGCAGCAAUUAUUUGCAGCCUAAUCGAUUUCUAAAAUUCAAUCAAUCAAUAAGAAACCUAAAUCUUUGCAAUAUGAAGACAAUCGUGCUUUUCGCUGGACUCAUCUGUGCUUUCUGCCUGUUUCAAGGUACCACUGCGGCGCCUGCUGACGCAGCUGCUCUGGAGGCGGAUGAACCACAAUUGGCUGUGCUUAAGGAGCUGCCUGCGGUGGAGUUGAGUCGUCAGAAGCGCGCAACCUGUGAUCUAUUGAGCGGCACCGGUGUAAAUCACAGCGCUUGUGCGGCCCAUUGUUUACUCCGUGGUAAUCGCGGUGGUUAUUGUAAUGGUAAGGCGGUAUGCGUCUGCCGUAAUUGAGAAACAAAUUUGCUUACAAGCAUUAAUUGUACGAGUAUAUAAAUUUAAAAUCAUUAUAAGUUUUGGCCAAAAUAUUUAAUAAACUUUAGAAAAAAAACACAAAAAUGGUUUUU